Molecule: messenger RNA, 1652 nt
Organism: Teleopsis dalmanni
Lineage: Eukaryota; Metazoa; Arthropoda; Insecta; Diptera; Diopsidae
Gene: RfC4
Product: replication factor C subunit 2
Exons: 2
Coding region: 321-1313 (330 amino acids)
Biological process (GO): DNA repair; DNA-templated DNA replication
Cellular component (GO): nucleus; DNA replication factor C complex
Molecular function (GO): ATP binding; DNA binding; ATP hydrolysis activity
Source: RefSeq, a predicted model, not a curated record
UUUAUUUUGUGUGCUUACACAUAAAUCAAUAUACAUAACUACAAAAUUUCUGAGUUUUUCUAUUUUGCUACAUAGAACUAAUUAAUAAUUAUUAAACGAAAUUCAUUGCGGAGACUUUUAAUCCUAUAACACUGUAACAAGUACAUUCAAACGAAAUGAGUGUGCUACAUGAGUGUACGGCCUGCUUAGUAAAGCAGAUGUCAUAUUAAUUUCCAAAAAGGCGCCACUGCAAACAAAGGUUGCAAAUAAUUGCGAGUGUUAAUGCGGCUUGAUAUAUAGCAGAAACAUUAAUAAAAUAAAUACAUUCAAUUUAAAACAAUAUGACACAAAAUUUAACUGCAGAAGAAAUAAAAAAAAGAAAUUUGCCGUGGAUAGAAAAGUAUCGGCCAACAAAAUUCGAUGAAAUCGUAGGAAAUGAUGAAACAGUAGCGCGCUUGUCAGUUUUUGCUACACAAGGAAAUGCUCCAAACAUAAUUAUAGCGGGCCCACCUGGUGUUGGUAAAACAACUACAAUACAGUGUCUGGCGCGUAUCUUACUUGGAGACAGCUAUAAGGAAGCUGUGUUGGAGUUAAAUGCCUCGAAUGAACGUGGUAUCGAUGUGGUUCGAAAUAAGAUCAAAAUGUUUGCACAACAGAAAGUAACGCUUCCUCGUGGCAGGCAUAAAAUUGUUAUUUUGGAUGAAGCAGACAGUAUGACAGAAGGUGCACAACAGGCAUUAAGACGCACGAUGGAAAUCUAUAGCAACACAACACGUUUUGCAUUAGCCUGUAAUACUAGCGAAAAAAUAAUCGAACCUAUACAGUCACGUUGUGCUAUGUUACGAUUUUCCAAACUAUCAGAUCCACAGUUAUUAGCAAAAUUGAUUGAAGUGUGUCAGCUAGAAAAUUUGACUUAUGAUGAAGAAGGCUUGGAAGCAAUUGUGUUUACUGCACAAGGCGAUAUGCGACAGGGUUUAAAUAAUCUACAAUCGACAGCGCAAGGAUUUGGUACGAUUACAGCUGCAAAUGUAUUUAAAGUGUGUGAUGAGCCACAUCCCAUGUUGAUACAGGAUAUGUUGCAACACUGCGCUAACAAUGAUAUACACAAGGCAUAUAAAAUAUUAGCAAAACUUUGGCGACUGGGCUAUGCUGCUGAGGAUAUCAUUGGCAACAUAUUCAGAGUAUGUAAGCGAUUGAAUAUAAACGAGCAUAUGAAACUGAAUUUUAUAAGAGAGAUUGGAAUCACUCACAUGAAAGUCGUUGACGGCUUAAAUUCGUUACUACAAUUAACCGGCCUAUUAGCGAAACUCUGCGAGAUUGCCGAUACAAAUUAGUUUUAAAAGCUUUUUAGAGUAUGCAAGAGUUGAAUAUCUGGCUUGAUAAUAUAUAAUUACAUUUUAAGUUAAAAGAAAUAAAUAUAUGUUUUACAUUAUACGUUAUCGUGGUUUUUGAUAAGUCAUAACAUAACUUAUUUUUUUUAUGUGUGAUGAUUAUGAUAAUAUAAAUCGUUACGUAGAAUAUUAAUAUUUAACAUUUUUAAGUGAAAUUAUAAAUUUAUAUUAUUGAUAGUCGAUUAUUAGUUAUUCUAGUUUGCUUACAUUGUAAGUUUCACUUUAUUCUUAUAAAUUUUCCAAAUAACUUUUGCUCAAAUAAAUUCCUGGUCAAUCAAACGU